Anoplophora glabripennis (Asian longhorned beetle) is the source of this 1256-nucleotide messenger RNA. RefSeq names its product protein HGH1 homolog. NCBI's taxonomy places the organism in Eukaryota, Metazoa, Arthropoda, Insecta, Coleoptera, Cerambycidae. The transcript has 4 exons. The record is from RefSeq and is a predicted model, not a curated record. The coding region runs from base 80 to 1195 and encodes 371 amino acids.
AGAAUUUGGAAAUAUUUUGUGAGGUUAUGAAUGUCAUGUCAACUUCUAAAACAUGUUGAAUUUGCGUUAAUUGAAUACAAUGACGAUGGAAGCUUUAACAGAAUUAGCCAAAUUUAUCCAAGUAGGAGCAAGAUUAGAUUUAAAAGCUGCAGCGUUAGAGCAUUUAUUAGGUUUAACCGGAACAGAGGAUGGUUUAACAACGAUAAUUGAAGUGUCACAGAUACUUGUAUCACUCAUAUCCCUUCUGGAUGACACGAGUGUACCCAUUGCGAAAGACGCCAGUUUGUGUUUAAUCAACAUUUCGGCAAAUGAAAAAGGCGCAGUGGCCCUGAUAAACGUAGAUGUCACCAAAGAUUGUCCGCCUCUACAGACACCACCGGGAAACAUUGUGUGUCAGGCCCUGAAAAAUAUUUUUGAUCCUGGAAGCUGCAUUGCCGAUCAUUGCUGUAUGAUCUUGUCGAACUUGACCCGGCCCUCUCAUCUGAUAGAAACGGUUAUUGACGUUAUCGAAAAAAGCGACAAAUCUUUUGAAGGACUCAUAAACGUGUUCACCAAGAACCAGUACAAUAAAAAUAAUGCCAAGUUGCAUUAUCUGGGGCCAGUGCUGUCGAAUUUAUCGCAGAGCCAUCGAGUUAGGAUGCAAGUCUUAGAUAGGAACAAGUGCGUGAUACAGCGACUUCUUCCGUUCACGGAAUAUAAAGACUCGUUGGUGCGGAGAGGUGGGAUCGUAGGCACGUUGAAGAACUGUUGCUUUGAAAUGGACUUUCACGAGUGGCUGCUUAGCGGCGAAGUGGACAUUUUGCCGCGGCUUCUUUUGCCCCUUGCCGGUAACGAAGAAUUUGACGAGGAGGACAACGAUAAGUUGCCGUUAGAGCUGCAGUUUUUGCCCGAGAGUAAAACGAGGGAGGAAGAUCCCGAUAUAAGGUGCAUUUUACUUGAAGCUUUAACACAACUUGUGGCAAAGAGACCUAAUAGGGAAUAUAUUAGGGAUAAAAAUACGUACGUUAUUUUAAGGGAGCUGCAUAAGUGGGAGAAGGAUAAAAAGGCGUUGGCCGCGUGUGAGAAUUUGAAUUUUUUUUUUUUUAAUUUUAGGACUGAGGAAGAGAUUGGUGAAGAAAACUUGAAAGAAAUCGAAGUACCUCAUGAUUUGCAGAAGAAUUUUGAUAAAAUGCAAGAAGAAUUGUCGCGGGAAUAGUUGUAUAUGUUUAUUUUUUUUAAAUGUAUUUUUAUACAAAUUAAAUUUUUCUGUUUUUUAA